Messenger RNA from Penicillium arizonense, 1569 nucleotides. RefSeq names its product putative FAD binding monooxygenase. The coding region runs from base 1 to 1569 and encodes 522 amino acids. Lineage: Eukaryota; Fungi; Ascomycota; Eurotiomycetes; Eurotiales; Aspergillaceae. Gene Ontology annotation, molecular function: FAD binding. The transcript has a single exon. The record is from RefSeq and is a predicted model, not a curated record.
AUGAAACCCCAAACAGAAGUCCUAAUCACCGGCGCAGGCCCAACAGGCCUCGUCCUCGCCCUCUGGCUCCACAAACAAGGAAUCAAAAUCCGCAUCAUCGACCAAGCAGAAAGCCCCGCAAAGAACUCACGAGCACUCGUCGUCCACGCCCGCAUCAUAGAGAUGUACCGCCAACUCGACCUAGCCGACGACCUAUUAGAAAUCGGGUACAAACUCCCGGCGACAAACCUCUGGGUCCACAAACAACACAAAGCACGCAUCCCGCUUGGUGAAUUCGGCGUCGAGUUGACUCCAUACCCGUUCAUGUUGACAGUUCCACAAGAUGAACAUGAGCGCAUGCUAGAGAAACGACUCAAUGAUCUCGGGAUCCAUGUUGAGCGACGGAUGAAAUUGCAGGGGUUUGUGGAUCAUGGGUCGAGCAUUUCGGCGACUCUUUUCCGGGAGGUUGAUGGGAUCUCAGAGACUUGUGAUGCGUCGUUUAUUGUUGGCUGUGAUGGGGCACAUUCGGCUGUUCGUCACGCUAUUGGUGCGAAGUAUGAAGGUGAAACGUAUAAACCACUUUUCUAUAUCGCCGAUAUCGAAACCAGGGACGAAGUCGCCAAUGGAGAAGGGAAUUUGAUGAUUUCGAAUGACACUUUCAAUUUGAUUGUGCCAUACAACAAAGAAGGGCAUGUUCGACUUGUUGGAAUUACGAUCCCGGAUAACAAUGACACCCACCAUAAUGAAUCAACCGAAGAAGAGCACAAAAUUACCUUUGAUGAUGUUCGGCCUCAGAUCAAGGAGGCUAUGGAUAUGGAGAUCGAUAAGGUUAACUGGUUCUCUACUUACCGCAGCCAUCACCGCGUCGCUGAUAAAUUCCGGAGUAAUCGGGCCUUCCUUGUUGGUGAUGCCGCUCACAUCCACAGUCCGGUUGGUGGGCAGGGAAUGAAUACUGGUAUUAUGGAUGCGAUCAAUCUGGCAUGGAAGCUUGCAACUGUCUUGAAAAUGGACAUGGAAGACGAAGCCAAACAUCAGCUCUUGGAAUCCUACGAGUCCGAACGUCGCGCCUUUGCUUUGAAGAUUGUUACAUCCACCGACGCGGGUUUCACCACGUUGACAUCGAAGGGGAUAUUCCCGCACAUUCUUCGGAACUGGUUGAUUCCCUAUCUUGUCCCGUUGGCUGUGAAAUUUGAACAUGCCCAGACUCAGAUCUUCCGAGGAGGAUCGCAGCUCAUUUGCAAUUAUCGGGGUAGCAGUCUGAGUCAAAAAGGUGCAGCCGGGGUUGUGCAGCCUGGCGAUCGCCUUCCGUGGGUUAGAAUGGACCAGGGGGAUAACUUCUCCAUGCUGCGGGAUAUUGGCUGGCAAAUUCAUGUGUACGGAGAGACCCGGCCUCUUGUUGACGCAUGGGCCCAGCGGAUGAAUAUUAAAACAUUCAGUUUCCAAUGGGAUGAGCAGUAUGCUAAGUCCGGACUGACAAAGGAUGGUGUUUAUUUGUUGCGACCUGAUCAUUACAUUGCAGGGAUUUUCGAGGGCCCUUCUAUUGUGUCAAGGCUAAACGGUUACUUCUCUGCCCGGGGGCUUGGAUGUUAG